This is a messenger RNA of Pneumocystis carinii B80, 547 nucleotides long. RefSeq lists its product as hypothetical. Bases 38 to 502 code for a protein of 154 amino acids. NCBI's taxonomy places the organism in Eukaryota, Fungi, Ascomycota, Pneumocystomycetes, Pneumocystales, Pneumocystaceae. The record is from RefSeq and is a predicted model, not a curated record. The transcript has 3 exons.
CCAUUUGAAAGCUUAAAUACCAUUCAGUCUUAAAAAAAUGAGUUAUAACGGAAUAGGUCUUCCAACGCCCCGUGGCUCUGGUACAAAUGGUUAUAUUGUAAGAAAUCUAUCCCAUAUUAGACAUCCAAGAGAAGCAAUAAACCCAUAUCCAUCAAAGAAAUCGACUGUCAGGAAGGCAGACAAGGAAAUUCUUGAACAUGAUAGGAAAAGAAAGCUUGAAAUAAAAGUGCUUAGCUAUAGAGAUAGUCUUGAGGAAAAUAGAGAGCUAGAUGAAGAGGAAAUUGAGAAAAAAGUGAAUGAAUAUAGAGAAAAACUUUUAAAUGAAAAGACCGAAGAGAUUAUUAGUCAUGAUGAUGUAAAAAAUUUAAAGUCAUAUCAAGUCCAUGAACUAGCAACAGCAAAAGCCAGGGAGUUAGAGAAACUUAGAAAGGCAUUUGGAAUAAGAGAAGAUUAUCAAGAAGGAGAUGCGUUUAAAUGUAUGAAUGAAAAACGAGCUAAUUAAGGGCAAUACAAAACAUUUUUAUGUAUAUCAAUAAUAUUUCAGUGU